UGGACGCCCAGUUGGAUGUCCUCCGCGGCAUCGAGGGCCCGUUUGCGUUUGUGUAUUACGACGCCGUCGCCGGCACGGUUCUUUACGGCAGGGACCGGCUCGGGAGGCGGUCGCUCCUGGUGGCUGCUCCAACAGGCGAUGAUGGCGGGUUGACGCUGUGCAGCGUUGCCGGCGAGGCGGGGGGAGGAGGGUGGGAGGAGGUCGAGGCUGACGGGAUCUACGUCCUAAGGCUGGGCCGAGAGGCAGUCCGGGAACGGCACGAGUGGGUGGCCGGGGAGGACGCCGCUGAUUUUGUGAGUAUAUUCGGCCGGCCGUGGCGUCGUGCGUUUGAUCGGUGGUCGGCCGUCUGUCAGACUUACUCUACUUGUUCCAGGUCUCCGGCAUUGGCAGGUUCAAUCGGGCGUUGCCAGGUGGGCACCAUGAGCUACUGGCAGGCUCGCUCUCGGUAAUGUCACUGAAAGAACGCCUCCUCGAGUCUCUGAGACUGAGAGUCCUCGGAAUACCGACGCCGCCGGCUGGGGAUGCGAACAGCGACACCCGAGUGGCCAUCCUGUUCUCUGGCGGCCUUGAUUGUACGGUUCUGGCCAGGCUUUGCCAUGAAUUGCUUGAUCCGGACCAGGGGAUAGACCUGCUCAAUGUCGGGUUCGAGAACCCGCGGGUGGUUGCACAACUCCAAAGGGAGAACCGCCACCUGCCCGACUGUUACGAGGCUUGCCCGGACAGGAUCACCGGAAGGCGAUCGUUUUUAGAGUUGCAAAAGGUCUGUCCCGGGCGAGCCUUUCGGUUUGUGGCCGUAAACGUUCCCUACAGCGAGACACAGGCACACCGCCAACAGAUCAUAUCUCUGAUUCACCCGCACAACACUGAAAUGGAUCUGUCCAUCGCGUGCGCUCUCUACUUUGCCGCUCGCGGUCAAGGCGUUUGUAGUGAGAGCCCCGACUCGCCCCCGGUCGCGUACACAUCUCGGGCUCGGGUUUUGCUGUCUGGUCUAGGUGCCGACGAACUUUUCGGCGGAUAUUCUCGUCAUCCCUCUGCGUUCCAGCAGCGGGGUUACUCGGGUUUGAUUGACGAACUUCUGCUGGACGUCAGCCGGCUUGGAAAGCGGAAUCUGGGCCGCGAUGAUCGUGUAAUGGCCCACUGGGGCAAAGAGGUGAGAUUUCCCUAUUUAGAUGAACGCCUGGUGAGCUGGGCCAUCGAAACUCCAGCUUGGGAAAAGUGCGAUUUUGAAAACGGCGAGGAGGCGAGUGGCGUCGAAGCCGGCAAGCGGGUGCUCCGCUUGUUGGCACUAGAACUGGGCAUGGAGAAGGUUGCAAAGGAAAAGAAACGCGCUAUCCAAUUCGGCUCGAGGACAGCCAAGAUGCAAAGCGGGAAAGUCAAGGGCACCACACUUCUGGCUUGAGCGUCUCCUGCUUAGACACUCGGCGGUGAUGAUAUAUUACAGAUACUUCUGAGUCUCGGUCGCGAUGGCAGAACACAGGGUUGGACUCGCAUCGUUGGUUUCUUGCG
Molecule: messenger RNA, 1506 nt
Organism: Thermothelomyces thermophilus ATCC 42464
Lineage: Eukaryota; Fungi; Ascomycota; Sordariomycetes; Sordariales; Chaetomiaceae
Exons: 3
Coding region: 449-1399 (316 amino acids)
Molecular function (GO): asparagine synthase (glutamine-hydrolyzing) activity
Source: RefSeq, a predicted model, not a curated record